Coregonus sp. 'balchen' is the source of this 37684-nucleotide messenger RNA. The record is from the annotation of a GenBank genome assembly. Lineage: Eukaryota; Metazoa; Chordata; Actinopteri; Salmoniformes; Salmonidae.
CUCAUCUUGCUCUACGAUGUCACCAACAAGGCCUCCUUUGACAACAUCAAGGUAAGACUCAGUCCUGUGUCAGUCCUGUCUGUGGGGCUCAUCAACUUUUAACACUGCAUAAAGGCUUUUAUUUUCUUAAUCUUUCCAUCUCCUUCCCCCCGCCUCUAUAUAUCUGGCAUUGUCUAACCAGGGUCAUCCCUCCAUUCUCUUCAUUUCCUUCAUUUCUCUUUCAUUGACAUCUAUGUCCACCUUGUCCCUCCGUUUCUCCAUUACUGUCUAACCUACUCCAUCCCUUCCUUCUCUCUCCAUUUCUGCCUCAUCUAAACGCCACUCUGUGUCUUUCUCCCUCUAUUUCUUUCCAUCUGUUUGAUUUGAGGUCACUUGUUAAGCUGUUACAGUAAGUUGUGUAGAAGAACAUUAUAAUAGCUCUGUCUUGUUUUGCAUUUUACAAUUUUGAAAUAGAGCCCAUGGUGAGGUCAGAGAUGGUUCUGAUGAUGAUGGUGAUAAUAAUGGUGAUGGUCAUGGUCGUGGUGAUGAUGAUGAUGAUGGUGGUGGGAGUGUGUAGGUGUAAAUCCCAGGUAGUUGUUUUCCAAAAUGGUGGAACAGAUCAGUCGUGACACAAAAUGGUGUCAUCUCUCUGCUGUUACAGGCUGCUCUCUAACGAGACUGUGAAUUUGAGGCCAUUUCGACUCCAUUUGGUGUACCCUCAUCUUUUCAUCCCCUCAGUCUUCUCCACAGAUGUAUUACAUUCUUUUGAUAAACAGUAAAGGACGAAAAGUCUUGGCGACAGGGUGUUUAAACAUGGGCUAUUAAAUGGCUUCAAAUGGCGUGUAGUCAUCAAAGAGAGAGGCUAUGUCGCGUAGCUGCAGACCCACCUGUUUCCACUGUUGUAACUGCAGCUGGUUCUCCUGUAAUUAAUACAGGAUAAUACAGGAGAUACAUAGGUCCUUAGGGAAGCAGAGACAGUGUGGAUACUCUCACUUACUUUCACUUAUUUUGAUCAACAGCACAGGUGAUCUUACUCUCACGUAAGGGACAGUUAGAAAAUUACUGGGGGGGAGGGGGUCCAAAAUAGGAGAGGGGGGUGUAACUUAGUUUUUUUGCUUUGGAGAGGGUUGUGUGGAUUUUUAUUGGGCACAGGGGAGGGUAGUGCAUUGUUCCCUGGUUUACAUUAGCUGUUUUGCAGGUUUUCCUAUAUAUACUGAACAAAAAUAUAAAUGCAACAUGUAAAGUGUUGGUCCCAUUUUCCAUGAGUUGAAAUAAAAGAUCCCAGAAAUGUUCCAUACGCACAAAAAGCGUAUUUCUCUCAAAUGUUAAGCACAAAUUUGUUUACAUCCCUGUUAGUGAGAAUUUCUCCUUUGCCAAGAUAAUCCAUCCACCUGAUAGGUGUGACAUAUCAAGAAGCUGAUUAAACAGCAUGAUCAUAACACAAGUGCAGCUUAUGCUGGGGACAAUAAAAGGCCAUUCUAAAAUGUGCAGUUUUGUCACACAACACAAUGCCACAGAUGUCUCAAGUUUUGAGGGAGCGUGCAAUUGGCAUGCUGACUGCAGGAAUGUCCAACAGAGCUGUUGCCAGAGAAUUGAAUGUUCACUUGGGGGGGUCUGUCUGUCUGUAAUAAAGCCCUUUUAUGGGGAAAAACUCAUUCUGAUUGGCUGGGCCUGGCUACCCAGUGGGUGGAUCUGGCUCCCAAGUGGGUGGGCCUAUGCCCUUCCAGGCCCACCAAUGGCUGCGCCCCAGGCCAGUCAUUUCAAAUCCAGAGAUUAGGGCCUACUUAAUUUAUUUCAAUUGAAUGAUUUCCUUCUAUGCACUGUAACUCAGUAAAAUAUUUGAAAUUGUUGCAUGUUGCGUUUAUAAUUUUGUUCUGUAUAAUUUAUUAUAUCCUAGUCAACUUUCCCCAUCUGCAUGCAUGUGCCUCCCCUAUCAAGGGGUUUUGAUACUUUCUUUAUACACUAGCCUACGCCACAUUACCCACAUUGCCGCCGAUGGCUCCGGGCUCAUAUUCGUCACACUUGCACCUUUGAUAUUCGCCUCUCCAAAAACCAUGAAAUAACAUGUUUUGUUGCCCAUGAUGAGGCUUUUUAUCAGCUAUUGACAAUAAGCCAGAUUCAAGUAACUUCCAUGACAGCUUUGGGGUGCUGAAACGUGAAGUGUCAGCCGCGGCACAAUCAGUCGGGAGGUGGACAGUACAUGGGGCUGAAAUUAGGCUAAUUCAAGUUAUUUAUUUCAACAGUCUUCAUUUUAAUUUGAAAGAAACUAAUAACAAGAAGGCUUUGUGUUGUAGCAUAUUUAUUCCUAUCACCUCCUUCCUAUAGGCCAAAUUUAAACUGUUGUACAAGAACACUGUCCAUAUCAGAUUUUGCAUAUCGUUUAUGAGUUAGCCCCACAUAUUUAUGAACGGCUGAGCCUGAUGUCUUUUGUAGUAAGCUAUCUCAUGAAUUGAUAUAAUGUAUCCAAGUGAGUAGACACCUAAGACAAUUGAUUCAUAAAUGAUUCACGCCUGAUGCCCUCAAUUGCCCUUCGUGCCCAUUCCCAUACCCUAUAAUUCUGUAUUUCUUUGUGACUAACUUGUAUGCAGGUAGAACAGAGAAGCCACAUCCCUGAUUGGCAGAUGAGUGGCAACCUUGAUUAGAAGCACCUGCUGCUCAUCGAUUGCUCACCUGUGUUCCCUACAAAUGCUGUUUUGAAUGAAAAAGAUUUGUACCUACACCCUGAAGAAGGCUGCAAAGCUAAUGCAGUUAAAAUAAUAAUAAAAUGAAGUAAGCUUUAUGCAACAUAUUUUUGAAUUCACAGGUUUUACGCACCAGCCAAGCUUCUGGGAGAGCUCGAUGGUCCCCUUUUGAUUAGAAAUAAGAGGUAGACCUACCUGUUUGACAGACAAAAUUAUAGGCUAUCCAUAGAUUUGUCAAUUCCUCCAAUAGUGUCAACAUUCCUCAAAUACCUCUGGGUCCGUGAAGUACAAGGGAAGGGUCAUGCUAAAAAAAAAAAUAGUUGGGGAGGGGGGUGCAUUUUUAAAAACUACAUUUCGAGUUGGACCCCCUCUUCCCCCAGUAAUUUUCAAACAGUCCCUAAACAGUUGCCGUUGAUAAUGACAGUAAUAAUGGAUGGGUAUUUAUAAAGCACAUUGCACCAGAUCUUGUAAGGGGGGAACGCAUUGCAUCCACCUCAAAUGUGUAGCACUCAUUUAAGAGUUCAGUAUUACUAUGAAAUUCAAAUUGUUCAUCUAUCAUAUAUCUCUAUAUUUUUCUAUACAAAUCAAUGCGAUAUACAUGAGUUAUAUAUUUAAAAAAAUAUUUCACUGUAAACUCCCUCCUCCUUCUCAUUCAUAUACCAUAUCUCAGUAUCAUAUUUCUGUUUAUUACCUAUCCGUUCGUGCUGCAGAACACAGAAUGAUGAAAUAAACUAUUCCCAUUUGAGUUUGGUGGAUCCCUGCCUGCUUAUCCUUUCUAUGCAUAAUGUACGCAUGACAGCCCAUCUACAGUGUAUUCGGAAUGUAUUCAGACCCCUUCCCCUUUUCCACAUUUUGUUAUGUUACAGCCUUAUUCUAAAAUUGAUUAAAUUAAUUAUUUUCCUCAUCAAUCUACACACAAUACCCCAUAAAGACAAAGCGAAAACAGGUUUUUAGACAUUUUUGCAAAUUUAUAAAAAAUGUAAAGCAAAUAUACUUUAUUUACAUAAAUAUUCAGACCCUUUGCUAUGAGACUCAAAAUUGAGCUCAGGUGCAUCCUGUUUCCAUUGAUCAUCCUUGAGAUGUUCCUACAAUUUCCACCUGUGGUAAAUUCAAUUGAUUGGAUAUGAUUUGGAAAGACAAACCUGUCUAUAUAAGGUCCCACAGUUGACAGUGCAUGUCAGAGCAAAAACCAAGCCAUGAGGUCAAAGGAAUUGUCCGUAGAGCUCCGAGACAGGAUUGUGUCGUGAGAGGAUCUGAAGACAAUGGGAGAAACUCCCCAAAUACAGGUGUGCCAAGCUUGUAGUGUCAUACCAAAUAAGAAUUGAGGUCUGUAAUCGCUGGCAAAGGUGCUUCAACAAAGUACUGUGAUUUGUUUUUUCCGUUUUUUUUUAAAUAUAUAGAUUCGCUAACAUUUCUAAAAACCAGUUUUUGCUUUGUCAUUAUGGGGUAUUGUGUGUAGAUUGAUGAGGGAAAAAAACAAGUAUGGAAAAAGUCAAGGGGUCUGAAUACUUUCCGAAUGCUCUGUCCAUCCACAACAUGGAGAUUCACCCACAUACUGGAGCAUAGUGCAUGACAGCUUUAUCAUUAUAAGCAGGUGCUGUUUAGCGCUUCAGGGGCAGGUGCAUUGAGAGAGACAGGGGGUGGGAGGUUUUUACGUACAUCCAAACUUUUCACAGGAGCUGGGAACAUCCACUCACCAUUAUACUGCUCCCUAGUAUACUGUUUUAUAAAUUGUUUUGCAUGCAAGCCAUGGACAUUCUCACCAUAAAGCCAAGGACGGUGAACCAUUCUAAUAAGUUUGGUUUUUAAUCAAAUUAAAUGGAAAACAAGCAAUUGUUACAGGAAAAUCAUUUAAAUGUUUCUAAUUUAAAUGUUUCUAAAUACGAGGGGAAUCUUAUCUCUCGUUGGGCACAUGGACACAUGGAUGGGGGUUUUAUGCACGUCCAAAAUAAUAACGGGAGCUGGCUAAAAUAAUGAUAAAAAGGGGAUGUUCACUGUUGCUGCUCCCAAACCUGAUCUUUUAAUAAAGCUUUGGUGAUUAAUAUUUAUUUCAAAGCAGUCUCACAAGCCAAACCCUUUAUUGAUAUGCUGCUAUUUGGCGAAUGCAUUGGGCAGGACAAAAUAAUAUAGCCUUCAUUGAAGGGAGGGUUUGUUUUUAAUCAAAUGAUGCAAAAAACAAGCAAUUUGUUUAAAGAAAACAACAACAAUAUUUCUAAUUAUGAUGGGGUCAGAAGUAUGACACUGUAUCACAAAUAACGUCUCUCGUGCACACAUAGGCCUGAAUGUCUUUACGCGUAACAUUUGCACGUGUCUACAAAAUACUACGCUCUUGUCAAUUGUAUCGUUGCUUACGUGCGAGGCAGAUUUAAAAAAGAAUCUGCUGUUGAUAUGGAAUUAUAGGAGGACUGAAAACUUUGGAGGAGCGAGUGCAUCUUUAGUAAUCGGACGAGGGGCGCUCUUUGAAAAUGGGGAUGGAGAGCCUACAAGUGAAAAUGAAGUAUGUGAAUUGUGAAUCAUGACAAAGCCUACAGUGGGGAAAGAAAGUAUUUAGUCAGCCACCAAUUGUGCAAGUUCUCCCACUUAAAAUGAUGAGAGAGGCCUGUAAUUUUCAUCACAGGUACAGGUCAACUAUGACAGACAAAAUUAGGAAAAAAAAUCCAGAAAAUCACGUUGUAGGAUUUUUUAUGAAUUUAUUUGCAUAUUAUGGUGGAAAAUAAGUAUUUGGUCAAUUACAAAAGUUUCUCAAUACUUUGAUAUAUACCCUUUGUUGGCAAUGACACAGGUCAAACAUUUUCUGUAAGUCUUCACAAGGUUUUCACACACUGUUGCUGGUAUUUUGGCCCAUUCCUCUGGUUUGGGGCUGUCGCUGGGCAACACGGACUUUCAACUCCCUCCAAAGAUUUUCUAUGGGGUUGAGAUCUGGAGACUGGCUAGGCCACUCCAGGACCUUGAAAUGCUUCUUACGAAGCCACUCCUUCGUUGCCUGGGCGGUGUGUUUGGGAUCAUAUUGUCAUGCUGAAAGACCCAGCCACGUUUCAUCUUCAAUGCCCUUGCUGAUGGAAGGAGGUUUUCACUCAAAAUCUCACGAUACAUGGCCCCAUUCAUUCUUUCCUUUACACGGAUCAGUCGUCCUGGUCCCUUUGCAGAAUAACAGCCCCAAAGCAUGAUGUUUCCACCCCCAUGCUUCACAGUAGGUAUGGUGUUCUUUGGAUGCAACUCAGCAUUCUUUGUCGAUGAGUUGAGUUUUUACCAAAAAGUUAUAUUUUGGUUUCAUCUGACCAUAUGACAUUCUCCCAAUCCUCUUCUGGAUCAUCCAAAUGCACUCUAGCAAACUUCAGACGGGCCUGGACAUGUACUGGCUUAAGCAGGGGGACACGUCUGGCACUGCAGGAUUUGAGUCCCUGGCGGCGUAGUGUGUUACUGAUGGUAGGCUUUGUUACUUUGGUCCCAGCUCUCUGCAGGUCAUUCACUAGGUCCCCCCGUGUGGUUCUGGGAUUUUUGCUCACCGUUCUUGUGAUCAUUUUGACCCCACGGGGUGAGAUCUUGCGUGGAGCCCCAGAUCGAGGGAGAUUAUCAGUGGUCUUGUAUGUCUUCCAUUUCCUAAUAAUUGCUCCCACAGUUUAUUUCUUCAAACCAAGCUGCUUACCUAUUGCAGAUUCAGUCUUCCCAGCCUGGUGCAGGUCUACAAUUUUGUUUCUGGUGUCCUUUGACAGCUCUUUGGUCUUGGCCAUAGUGGAGUUUGGAGUGUGACUGUUUGAGGUUGUGGACAGGUGUCUUUUAUACUGAUAACAAGUUCAAACAGGUGCCAUUAAUACAGGUAAUGAGUGGAGGACAGAGGAGCCUCUUAAAGAAGAAGUUACAGGUCUGUGAGAGCCAGAAAUCUUGCUUGUUUGUAGGUGACCAAAUACUUAUUUUCCACCAUAAUUUGCAAAUAAAUUCAUAAAAAAUCAUACAAUGUGAUUUUCUGGAUUUUUUUUUCUCAAUUUGUCUGUCAUAGUUGACGUGUACCUAUGAUGAAAAUUACAGGCCUCUCUCAUCUUUUUAAGUGGGAGAACUUGAACAAUUGGUGGCUGACUAAAUACUUUUUUCCCCCACUGUAUAUGCAAAAAACUCAAAUAUUUCAAGGCACUCUCAGAAGACCAUUUAAAACCACUUUAUUCAUAGUGCUACUUGGCUAACGCAUGGCCGGGAUAAAAAUAUGCACCUAUGCGAAGCUUCUAAACCAGCCUUGAUUAAGGGGAGGGUAAACUAUGCUUGGUUUUGAAUAAUAAUAAAAAAAAUAGGGGAAACCAAUCUUAUUUGAAAUGUUUCUAAAUAUGAGAUCCACCGGCACAAAAGGCACAUGUCUCAUUCCAUUGGCACUGUGUAUCAUGUCUGGGUAGGCUGGGCAUAUGCUCUCAAAAUCCAUGCCGUUAUCAACUGCAUUACCAUUAAGACCUGCUUUUUGUGGGUCUUAAAACUUCUCAUUAACGCUGCAUGAAAUUGUCACUUUUCUGCUUGUUUUUAAGAACACACCUCAGAUAUUGCCAUUCCUCCCACCUCAUUUUACAAGCUAGCUGAUGUUAGACAGGUAAAUUACCGAACCUGGAGUAAGGGCUGGAAAAUGCCAGUGUGCCAGUUUUUACAUGAUGAAAUUGCAAACUAAUGUGCGUUUGACACUUGCGCCUCCUUAGCGCCAGCUGAAAUUUAGCUUAGACACUUAAUGCAGCUGGGUCAUGGUACAUUUACAAAGUCCCAGGUUUGGAUGUUUCCCUUUGGGUCAGUCAACAGAAAAGCUUUCACCAUCCUACACAAGCAUUCAUAUACAGGUAACUGCAAAAAUAACUGAAACAUGAGUAAAUGUAAAUGAGGGAUACAAAAUAUAUUGAAAGCAGGUGCUUCCACACAGGUGUGGGUUCUGAGUUAAUUAAGACAUUAACAUCCCAUCAUGCUUAGGGACAUGUAUAAAAAUGCUCAGCAGGCCAUUAUUUUGGACAUUAUUUUGGCUACAAUGGCCAUGCCCCAUAGGAUGACAAUACCCCCAUUCACAGGGCACAAGUGGUCACUGAAUGGUUUGAUGGGCAUGAAAAAUAUGUAAUCUAUAUGCCAUCUCAAUCACCAGACCUCAACCCAAAUGAACACAUGGAAGAUUCUGGAGUAGCGCCUGAGACAGCGUUUUCCACCACCAUUAACUAAACACCAAAUUAAAUAAUUUAUUGUGGAAGAAUGGUGUUGCAUCUCCCCAAUAGAGUUCCAGAGACUUUUAGAAUCUAUGCCAAGGUGCAUUGAAGCUAUUCAAAUCAAAAUCAAAUUGUAUUUCUGUGUGCGUAUGUAGUGAAUGUGUGUGAGUUUUGUGUGAGAGUGUCAGUGUAGUGUGUGUGUAAGUGUUUAUAUAGUGUGUACAGUGCAUUCGGAAUGAAUUCAGACCCCUUGACUGAUGUUACAGCCUUAUUCUAAAAUGUAUUACAUUGUUUUCCUCAUCAAUCUACACCCAAUACCCCAUAAUGACAUAGCAAAAACUGUUUUUUAGAAAUUUUAGCAAAUGUAUAUAUAAAAAAGAAAAACUGAAAUAUGACAUUUACAUAAGUUUUCAGACCCUUUACUCAGUACUUUGUUGAAGCACCUUUGGCAGCGAUUACAGCCUCAAGUCUAUUAUGCUACAAGCUUGGCACACCUGUAUUUGGGGAGUUUCUCCUAUUCUUCUCUGCAGAUCCUCUCAAGCUCUGUCAGGUUGGAUGGGGAGCGUUGCUGCACAGCUAUUUUCAGGUCUCUCCAGAGAUGUUCGAUCAGGUACAAGUCCAGGCUCUGGCUGGGCCACUCAAGGACAUUCAGAGAGUUGUCCCGAAGCCACUCCUGCGUUGUCUUGGCUGUGUGCUUAGGGUUGUUGUCCUGUUGGAAGGUGAACCUUCUCGCCAGUCUGAGGUCCUGGAGCAUCAAGGAUCACUCUGUACUUUGCUCCGUUCAUCUUUCCCUCUAUCCUGACUAGUCUCCCAGUCCCUGUCGCUGAAAAACAUCCCCACAGCCAGAUUUCCUCCAGACGUGAUGCCAGGCAUUCAAGCUAAAGAGUUCAAUCUUGGUUUCAUCAGACCAGAGAAUCGUGUUUCUCAUGGUCUGAGAGUCCUUUAGGUGACUUUUGGCAAACUCCAAGCGGACUGUCAUGUGCCUUUUACUGAGGAGUGGCCUCUGUCUGGCCGCUCUACCAUAAAGCGCUGAUUGGUGGAGUGCUGCAGAGAUGCUUGUCCUUCUGGAAGGUUCUCCCAUCUCCACAGAGGAGUUUGAAUUUACCACAGGUGGACUCCAAUGAAGUUGUAGAAACAGCUCAAGGAUGAUCAAUGGAAGCAGGAUGCACCUGAGCUCAAUUUCGAUUCUCAUAGCAAAGGGUCUGAAUACUUAUGUAAAUAAGGUAUUUCUGUUUUUUCUAAAAUAUCUAAAAACCCUAUUUUGCUUCAUGCAUUAUGGGGUAUUGUGUGUAGAUUGAGGAGGGAAAUGUUUUAUUUAUUCAAUUUUAGAAUACUGCUGUAACAGAACAAAAUGUGGAAAAAGGGAAAGGGUCUGUAUAUACAGUAUAGAGUCAGUGCAAGAUAGAUUCAGUGCAGAUAACACGGGUAACCAUUAAUUAACUAUUUAGCAGUCUUAUGGCUAUUUAACAGUCUUAUGACUUGGGGGUGCAAGCUGUCUCGGAGCCUGUUGGUCCGAGGGGUGAUGCUCCGGUACCAUUUGCCGGACAGUAGCAGAGCGAACAGUCUAUGGUUUGGAGAGGUGGACUAUUUGGCAAUUUUUCAGGCCUUCCUCUGACACCGCCUGAUAUAGAGGUCGUUGAUGGCAGGGAGUUUGGCCACAGUGAUAUACUGGGCUGUCCGUACCACCCUCUGUAGCGGUUUGUGGUCGAGAGUGGUGCAUUUGCCGCACCAAGUGAUGAUGCAGCCAGUCAAGAUGCUUUCGAUGGUGCAGCUGUAGAACUUUUUGAGUAUCCGAGGGCCCAUGCCAAAUCUUUUCAGCCUCCUGAGGGGGAAGAGGCGCUGUCGUGCCCUCUUCACAUCUGUGCUGGUGUGUGUGGACCAUGUUAAGUCCUUAGUGAUGUGGACACCAAGGAACUUUAAGCUCUCGACCCGCUCCACUACAGCCCUGUCGAUGUGGAUGGGGGCAAGCUCUCCCUUCUUUGUCCUGUAGUCCACCAUCAGCUCUUUGGUCUUACUGACGUUGAGGGAGAGGUUGUUGUCAUGGCAUCACACUGACAAGUCUCUGACCUCUUCCCUGUAGGCUGUCUCAUCGUCGUCAGUGAUCAGGCCUACCACCGUUGUGUCGUCAGCAAACUUGACGAUGGUGUUGGUGUCGUGCGUGGCAACGCAGUCGCAGGUGAACAGGGAGUACAGGAGGGGACUAAGCACACACCCUUGAGGGGACCCGUGUUGAGGAUCCGCAUGGCGGAGGUGUUGUUGCCUACCCUCACCAACUGGGGCCGUCCUGUCAGGAAUUCCAGGAUCCAGUUAGAGAGGAAGGUGUUCAAUCCCAGGGUCCCCAGCUUGGUGAUGAGCUUGGAGGGGACUAUGAUGUUGAACGCUGAGCUGUAGUCUCUGAACAGCAUUCUCACAUAGUUAUUUCCCAUCUUGUCCAGGUGGGAAAGGGCAGUGUGAAGUGCAAUUGCGAUUGUGUCAUCUGUGGAUAUGUUGGGGUGGUAUGCAAAUAUGGUGGGUCCAGGGUUUCUGGCCCAAUGGCCUAUUAAGACACUUUAUGUUGGUGUUUCCUUAUUUUUAUACCUGAACAUUCUGCAAUAGUAUGUGCUUUGUAUGUAAUACACAGGUUUUCUUUGUGUUUGACCCUAUUCACAACACUAUAUCCUUGCGGUGAUGUUCAAGCUCAGGUGUUUUGUUCGACAGCAUGCAUUCCGUUUUUAAUUUUCAAGCACUCCACUCUGCAAGGCCAUCCCUCCAUUCCUCCAUCCCUCUCUCAUUCUCUCUAUCUCUGUUUUCCGUAGAGAUGUGGAGGGCCUUGAGUGCUCUGUUAGUUUGAAUGGAGAGGUUUGAAGAGAAACCUUGGAGAGAUUGUCGGGAGAUUUUAGACUAGCUUGAUUUGGUUCCCACACAUGCAAUUUCAUGAUAGGUUUAAUAGAGCUACAUGUAGGUUCAAUAGAGAUACAAAUAGUAUUUUACACUCAAAAUGAAGAGGGGAAAGGAGAGAGACAGGGGUAUAAGGAAGAGGAAUAGAGAAGAAAGACCUAGACUAAAUACAUUUACAUCAUUUAGCAGACGCUCUUAUCCAGAGCGACUUACAAAUUGGGAUGACAGAGAGAAACAAACAGACUACUGAAGACAGAUUUAGAUUUAGGUGUAAAUCAUUUCUGAGUUCAUAGUUAUUAUUCAGAUGUUAAUGUGAUACCUGUGCCCUGUGGUGUGUCUAGUCUGAGACUGACACAGAGACUGAGGGCAAUAGUGUGGGAAGCCUAGCCCAACAGACUGAUUUGAGAACAAUUCCCAGCUGAGCGUGUUAUUUCCUGCUGGGUAAUUUGUUGCCUCUGCUCCCUCUCUUGCAGGCUGAUAGGUGAUUGUAACAGUGCACACACACAAACACACACACACACACACAAAUUAAACACCCACACACACACACACACCAGCUUGCUCCUAUUCCAAUCAAGGUUUCAGUAUUUUUUUCUGUCUAGUAACAUUAGUAGGCAGAAAUGGUCCAACAGAGCAGCAGAAUGAAAAGGUUGUUGUUCAAAUUUGAUCAUAACUGACUGCAAAGGUGGGAGUCAUCCUGACAAAGGUACAAAUGUCGUUCAUCUCAUAAAAUACCAUAUGGGAGCAUUAUUUAUUUUCAUCUAAUAUUUUUCAAUCUCCGGUUUGGCUGCCCUCUCCCUCUGUAAAGAUAUCACAGAUACAGUAUACCAGUCUGAUAUCAACCGUCUCCCCUGUUGGACUUUUUUGUAGUUCAGAGCUGAGAUUCAAUCUUCUCCACUGGAUCUCACCAUCUAUCUCUCUCUCUCUCCCUAUUAUUCUCUCUCAAUCAUUAUUUGCUUCUCUCUCCCUUCCACUCUCUUAACCCUAUCUUUGUUAAACCCCUCUUCUGCCCAUCACUUUUCUACAACAUGUAUCAAGGUAGUGUGGAACCCCGUAUAAUCGGCAUAUUCAACAGCGUUUAAGAAAUAUAUUACCUUCAAGAGUGUUAUCUUGUGAUGAAGCCAUCAAUGUUAUAUGAUUAUUGGUGUCGUAAAAAUUUUAGCUAAUGGGUUAGAAAUUAGCAUGUUUGACAUUUCAGUGGAAAUACUAUUAUCAGCUUUUUGAUAAGCGGUUUAGCAAAUGAAUACGUCCCGUAUUAUCGGCAUACGGUCCCCAGUUAUUGGCCACCUUACUAUUUUGUUCAAAUACAAGAUAUAUCUGUUUAAUUUUGUUCAAAAAAGAGACACCAACCAUGUACCCGAAGUGUUUACUAGAUAGUUGGCUAGCCUUCCGGUAAAAGAUAAUGACUUGUCUGUCAACUUUUCAUUGCGUAGCCCGGUGCCCCUCCUGUGGACUCUUAAAAAAUGGUUCUUCACCAACAUAUUCAGUGUUGUAACCAAAUAAUGUCUCAUAAUUUGUUUUACAGAUUAAUCUUAUGUUUUGAGAAAAUAGAUAACAGUUGAAUACUAAAAUAUGAGUAUUAAUAAUUUACAUCAAAUAAAACUUUAAUUUCAGUUAUGUGCAUUGACAUAAACAAUGAAAACACUGUUGGAGUUUGUGUUGCAGAGAUGCACUUGGAAAGUAAAGGAAGAAAUACACAAGAUGGGUUGAAGAAAUAUAUAUAUUAUAUUUUAGACAUUUAUUUUUUUGUGCAAAUAAAUAAUUUAAUAUGAACACAAACAGAAUAAACAAUUAAAUCUCGACCUCCAUCCCUAUAGUGUCACAAAAAUCACAAUAAAAAUCCAGCUCCACCGCUACUCUGGAUCCCACUGCACACACCUGCAGUGGAACCAGUGGUCACAGAACACCCCAUGGCACCUCAGAUCUACACUCCUGAGGGGAGCUUGCAAGCGGACCAUGCUCCCCGCAGGGAGCACAGCAGGUGGUGUCUUCUUAAAAAAAAAUAAUAAUAAUAAUAAUAAAAUUUUAUUAAUAUGGUUUUGCAAAAUGUAGAAGUUCUUCAACAACAAUAGUAAUUGAUACAGCUGAGAGAGAGAGAAAAACAGAUUAUGAAGUACCUGAAAGCGGUGCCAUGGGUGGCGUGACAGACAUGACCGGUGGAACUUUUCUCUUCCUUUUCUGUGCUGCAGUUUGAGAAAAAUUAGUUUUAGACAGAGCAUGUUGCAUGAAAACCCUUUUCAACUUUUUUACAUCAAUACCUCUGGAGGAAGCUGCAGAGGUUUUGGAGCAGGUGGAGAUGACUUGAGGGCCGGUGCUAUGGACUGUAGAUAUGUAAAGAGAGAUUUUUUUUUUUUUUACAUUGCUGUUUUAUAAAACAGAUAACAAACAGUCAUUUUUUCGUAAUUUAACAUGUGUUUACCUGUGGAGGUGGCGGUAUUCAAAUUGCAGGGGGCAGGGACACCAGACAAGGCUGCUAUGGUGGUGUGACCAGGGAAGACGGAGGAGGCAGUUGGUGACAGACAGGGGGGUGGGGUGGUGUGCAUUGUGGUGGUGGUGGACAAAACCGCAGACGAUGGCUUGGAGGAGCUGAUGUUUAUAAUGGUGGGGUUUAGGGGCCGACAAUGGUGUGGCCGGGAGAGUAGGCACGUGGCCUUCUUCUGCAGCUGGGGACUCCGGCGGCUCCUACAUGUGUUGCACACUGGGAGGCACUGGCAGUGGUGAUGCAGCUGUCAAGAGUGGUUCCAGCAGGGGGUCCAGCAGAGGCGAUGGCGUCAAUGGUCUCAUCCAUGGCAGCCCUCUCCUGUACCCUCUGUGUUAUGAGGGCUGCCUGACGCUCUUUCUCCUCUGCCUCGGCCCUCUCCUUCUCACGCCUCUCCUGCCACUGGCGCGUGUAUUCCUCCCCGGUGAGGCAUGUGGCAACCACAGGGAGUCUUCUGUAUCGGUCCAGCCGAUACUUCAGGAGAGUAAGGAUGUGCCCCAGGUCCUUUGCUAUCAGCCCCCCCUCUUUUAGGGGGUGCUCUUCUAGAGCUAGGCUGGGACUUGAGCAGGGGCUGGUACUGGAGCAGGGGCUGAGGGUCCUCCUGUGGUCAAUGGGGAGGAGGUGCUGAUGGACGGCACAGUGCUGCUGGUUCCAGGAGAGGCGGUGAUGGGACCCGGUAGGGACCGAGACGGCAUUAAACGGGACCCUUCAAUGGCUGAAGGGUCAAAAGGGAAGAGGCCACACUUCUUAAACCCUUCUACCACAUAGCGCAUGUCCUUGCAUCGCUGGUACGGGUAGCGGAAUACUCUGGCAAAUUCUGAUUUGUUUACCAUGUAGGAGUGAUACAAAAUGGCUAAGGUCUCCAGCUACCUUGGAGAACUCAGCCUUUAAAGGGCCAAAGUAUGCCACGUCCAGCGGCUGCAGGACAUGGGUGCAGUGUGGUGGAAGACAAAGAAGUAUAACCCCUUCCCUUAGUGCCGCCGCGAGCACCUCCGGGUCCAUGUGGCUCUUGUGCCCAUCGAAGAGGAGAAGGAGAGGGCGCUCUUUCACUGCAUGCUUAAUGAAGUGCUGAAACCACUUCCUGAACAGGUCCCCGUCAAUGUAGCCACUGCAUGACAACGCAAAAACUGGUUUUUAGAACAUUUUUGCUAUGAGACUCGAAAUUGAGCUCUGGUGCAUCCUAUUUCCAUUGAUCAUCCUUGAGAUGUUUCUACAACUCCACCUGUGGUAAAUUCAAUUGAUUGGACAUUAUUUGGAAAGGCACACACCUGUCUGUAUAAGGUCCCACAGUUGACAGUGCAUAUCAGAGCAAAAACCAAGCCAUGAGGUUGAAGGAAUUGUCCAUAGAGCUUCGAGACAGGAUUGUGUCGAAGCACAGAUCUGGGGAAGGGUACCAAAAUAUUACUGCAGCAUUGAAGGUCCCCAAGAACACAGGGGCCUCCAUCAUUCUUAAAUGGAAGAGGUUUGGAACCACCAAACCAAGACUCUUCCUAGAGCUGACCACCCGGCCAAACUGAGCAAUUGGGGGAGAAGGGCCUUGGUCAGGGAGGUGACCAAGAACCCGAUGGUAACUCUGACAGAGCUCCAGAGGAUAACGUUCCAGAAGGACAACAUCCUCUGCAGCACUCCACCAAUCAGGCCUUUAUGGUAGAGUGGCCAGACGGAAGCCACUCCUCAAUAAAAGGCACACGACAGCCCGCUUGGAGUUUGCCAAAAGGCAUCUAAAAGACUCUGAUCAUGAGAAACAAGAUUCUCUGGUCUGGUGAAACCAAGAUUGAACUCUUUGACCUGAAUGCUAAGUGUCACGUCUGGAGGAAAUCUGGCACCAUCCCUAAGGUGAAGCAUGCUGGUGGCAGCAUUACAUUUUUACAUUUUAGUCAUUUAGCAGACGCUCUUAUCCAGAGCGACUUUACAGUUAGUGAGUGCAUACAUUUUUUAUUUAUUCUUUUCAUACUGGCCCCCCGUGGAAAUUGAACCCACAACCCAGGCAUUGCAAGUGCCAUGCUCUAGCAACUGAGUUACACGGGGCCUCAUGCUGUGGGGAUGUUUUUCAGCGGCAGGGACUGGGAGACUAGUCAGGAUCGAGGGAAAGAUGAACGGAGUAAAGUACAGAGAGAUCCUUGACAAAAACCUGCUCCAGAGCACUCAGGACCUCAGACUGGGGCGAAGGUUCACCUUCCAACAGGACGACCCUAAGCAUACAGCCAAGACAACGCAGGAGUGGCUUCGGGACAAGUAUCUGAAUGUCCUUGAGUGGCCCAGCCAAAGUCCGGACUUGAACCCGAUCAAACAUCUCUGGAGAGAUCUGAAAAUAGCUGUGCAAAGAUGCGCCCCAUCCAACCUGAUAGAGCUUGAGAGGAUCUGCAGAGAAGAAUGGGAGCGUCAUACCCAAGAAGACUUGAGGCUGUAAUCGCUGCCAAAGGUGCUUCAACCAAGUAGUGAGUAAAAUAAUACUUAUGUAAAUGUUCAAUGUAAUUGUUUAAUUUUUAAUAAAUGUGCAAACAUUUCUAAAAACCUGUUUUUGUUUUGAUAGAUAGAUAGGGUUUAGUGUGGUGGACUAUGUGUGAUGAUAGGUAGUGCUUAGUGUGGUAUACACAUGUUGCAAGGCUCUGUAAGGAUAUCUGUUACUUUACAUAAGAAAAUUGAAAAAGACACCAGCAACUCAAGAUGCCCAAAGUACCCUAAGUAAUAGGAAAUGUUUUAGGUGAUAAGCUAGACAGUCUCAGAAUACUUGUUGCUGAAUCUCAAACCGAACACUUGGCCCCUAAGCCCUUUAUCGAGUUGACACUUGCUGAUGUGUUCGAUAGUGAUCACUCAAGUCUGCAAGUGUUUUGGCCAAAAUGAGCAUUGAGACGAUGCACACUCGACAUCCCAACUGCCACUUAUCAAGUCCAUUUGCGAGCAUUGUCUCCCGCGACAUGUCUUGUAGCAUGACUCGCUAUGAAACAUGACAGUGAGAAAGCAAAACAACAUGUCCCUACUCCUGCUCACAAUACAGUGGGGGAAAAAAGUAUUUCGUCAGCCACCAAUUGUGCAAGUUCUCCCACUUAAAAAGACGAGAGAGGCCUGUAAUUUUCAUCAUAGGUACACGUCAACUAUGACAGACAAAAAGAGAUUUUUUUUUCCAGAAAAUCACAUUGUAGGAUUUUUUAUGAAUUUAUUUGCAAAUUAUGGUGGAAAAUAAGUAUUUGGUCAAUAACAAAAGUUUCUCAAUACUUUGUUAUAUACCCUUUGUUGGCAAUGACACAGGUCAAAUGUUUUCUGUAAGUCUUCACAAGGUUUUCACACACUGUUGCUGGUAUUUUGGCGCAUUCCUCCAUGCAGAUCUCCUCUAGAGCAGUGAUGUUUUGGGGCUGUCGCUGGGCAACACGGACUUUCAACUCCCUCCAAAGAUUUUCUAUGGGGUUGAGAUCUGGAGACUGGCUAGGCCACUCCAGGACCUUGAAAUGCUUCUUACGAAGCCACUCCUUCGUUGCCCGGGCGGUGUGUUUGGGAUCAUUGUCAUGCUGAAAGACCCAGCCACGUUUCAUCUUCAAUGCCCUUGCUGAUGGAAGGAGGUUUUCACUCAAAAUCUCACGAUACAUGGCCCCAUUCAUUCUUUCCUUUACACGGAUCAGUCGUCCUGGUCCCUUUGCAGAAAAACAGCCCCAAAGCAUGAUGUUUCCACCCCCAUGCUUCACAGUAGGUAUGGUGUUCUUUGGAUGCAACUCAGCAUUCUUUGUCCUCCAAACACGACGAGUUUAGUUUUUACCAAAAAGUUAUAUUUUGGUUUCAUCUGACCAUAUGACAUUCUCCCAAUCCUCUUCUGGAUCAUCCAAAUGCACUCUAGCAAACUUCAGACGGGCCUGGACAUGUACGGGCUUGAGCAGGGGGACACAUCUGGCACUGCAGGAUUUGAGUCCCUGGCGGCGGAGUGUGUUACUGAUGGUAGGCUUUGUUACUUUGGUCCCAGCUCUCUGCAGGUCAUUCACUAGGUCCCCCCGUGUGGUUCUGGGAUUUUUGCUCACCGUUCUUGUGAUCAUUUUGACCCCACGGGGUGAGAUCUUGCGUGGAGCCCCAGAUCGAGGGAGAUUAUCAGUGGUCUUGUAUGUCUUCCAUUUCCUAAUAAUUGCUCCCACAGUUGAUUUCUUUAAACCAAGCUGCUUACCUAUUGCAGAUUCAGUCUUCCCAGCAUGGUGCAGGUCUACAAUUUUGUUUCUGGUGUCCUUUGACAGCUCUUUGGUCUUGGCCAUAGUGGAGUUUGGAGUGUGACUGUUUGAGGUUGUGGACAGGUGUCUUUUAUACUGAUAACAAGUUCAAACAGGUGCCAUUAAUACAGGUAACGAGUGGAGGACAGAGGAGCCUCUUAAAGAAGAAGUUACAGGUCUGUGAAAGCCAGAAAUCUUGCUUGUUUGUAGGUGACCAAAUACUUAUUUUCCACCAUAAUUUGCAAAUAAAUUCAUAAAAAAUCCUACAAUGUGAUUUUCUGGAUUUUUUUCUCUCAAUUUGUCUGUCAUAGUUGACGUGUACCUAUGAUGAAAAUUACAGGCCUCUCUCAUCUUUUUAAGUGGGAGAACUUGCACAAUUGGUGGCUGACUAAAUCCUUUUUUUCCCCCACUGUAUGUGCAAAUAUAUUGAUCAGCAGUGAUUUUAUCAGCUGAUUUAGCUUGUUGUAGACUGCCUUCUGCUAGCUAGUGUUAGAAAUAGCGUAAUUCAAAUCUGGUAUUGGAAUAAGAGAAAACAUAAUCAAGAGAUAUUCAAUCCAAGCUAAAUUUAUUAUAUGCAAAAUGUAUGUAUGAUAAGUAUGAUGGUUCUUAUACGGGCUCACUGAAAUACCACGCAGGGCAGACAGAGAACUGAUCCAUUGUUACAGGCUGUUCUUUAAAUACCCUGACAGUGAUAGUUCCCGCUCCUUGCUGGGCCUAUCAGGGUAGAGACUGAGCGUGGUUUAGACUUACUCAGCCUAUCCGUUGGCGCACAGGCUGGUCCCAGACCCUUGGCGCUUCACUGUUGCCAGGUGUCUAGUUGUUUUGCAACUUAUCCAGAAAGUCAGCACUUUUUGCAGUACACAUGUCCUUGAGUAUGAUGGUUUAACAAAGAGUGUCUGUGAGAAAUACAAGUCUGUCUCACCUUACUCCCUAACAGCUCCUUACAUGAAUCACAGCUUGUUAUGUGAAACAAUUUAUAUCAGUACAGUACAAACCUUUUAUGUUUAAUCAUUAAUGCAUUCUUUCUAAGCUAGUCAUCACAUCUAGAUCCCCACACUAGCUUCCCUGACAAACACAGGGAUGGAAUUUAAGAUAAGGAUUUGGGGGCACUGCACUGAUAAACAGAGUUUUGCUUGUCACUUAUUUAUGAUAGUUUGACAGCUGCUGAUGCAGCUGUUCUCCAGCAGUCAGUCCGUAGGGUAAUUCAGCAUGUUUCCAAAGCACCAAUCGCUACAUUGUAACAUUGUGGAACAGCUGAGCACACAGCACAGCAGCAGCGGACUCAAUACUGCACUGACUCAGGGCAGAACAGGCAGUUGCUACUUCAUUAAAACUUGUUCAAUGUGAUAAAUUAAUGUUACUACAGUAGCUAGCUAGCUAACGUUAGCUAGCUAGCUUAUUGAAGGAACAUUGCAUUUAGUGUUCCACUAACUGGUUAGCUUCUCUUUUGUUUCAUAUGAAGUGGCUGGCUCAAACGUAAAUCAUAGUCCUGAGACGUGAUAGCCCGGUGUCUCAUUGUGAUAUAUCCGCUAGCCUCUGCAUAACAACAAAAAACAAAAGAGCACAACCAUCCGCGGGGGUCGCACAGCCCGAACGCGCACCUAUCCUGAAUUCCCAAGCUCUGGUACGUGUCCUCUAUUUAUUUGAAUAUGUUGACAGUUGGAGAAAAUGCUUGAGCUAUGCUGAGAAUUCGAAAAGUAUGAAAGCCAAUGGUCCAAUAUUCUAGAACACUGCUGUGCGUACACAUACACAUUUUGGACUAUGAUAGACGCUUUAGAGCUAGCUAGCAAGCUAAUGUAAUGGACAUGUUUUUGUGUACAUUAUCAAACGUCAGAAAUACCGCUUCUUCAAGCACUAAACUCCUUAGCUAGAGGUAAAAUUGUGUGACUAAGGCCUCCUCGGCAAAAAUUCCACAUGAAUUACAGAUUUCUUGAUUUAUGUUGACUUAUUCAGACAAUUUUUUGAGAGCGAAGUGUUGUUGUUGCUAGGUAACAUGCUGAGAUUCAUGGGAAGAAGCUGCCAAAGGCACCGAGUCGGCACAGGAUGCCCACUCGAUAAAGAGGGCUUCCGAAGGGCGCAGUGGAGCGCUCGAUGACUUGAGAACUAGUGUUUGAGAUUGACUCGAUUGACUCAUGAACACGCAUAUCGAGUAAUCAAGUGCUCAAAGUGCUCAAAGUUCUCAAAGUGCUCGGUUUGAGAUCUACUAGUUUGCAUACCAAUACUGAACCAAUACACCGAGAACCGUUCAAGGCAUAAUGGGAGUUAUUCAUGUAGCUAAAGCAGAAGAGACACAAAGAAGACAAGAAAGACGGAGCUGUGCUGGGAUCAUUGUUCUCUUUUCAUUUGUUAAUGAGUCUGAGCAUUGGUUAUUGAUACAGCAGUCAUAUAAGGUGUCAUUUUUAAACCAUCCGAAAUUACCACACAAUGAAGGAGUUCAAAUUAUAAGUUGUUAAUCAAGUACUGCUGUUGAGUCUAGUGCUGGUGUGUGUGUGUGUGUGUGUGUGUGUGUGUGUGUGUGUGUGUGUGUGUGUGUGUGUGUGUGUGUGUGUGUGUGUGUGUGUGUGUGUGUGUGUGUGUGUGUCAGGCUCAGGGCAGCACAGAUCUGCACAGGUUGUGGUCUUGGUUGUUGAUUGUUGAAUGACAGACAGAGGUGGAGAUUACAUUACCUCUACAGCCCUUUACAGAGGAAGGCUGGGAAUAAACCAUUCAAGACUACUACACAGCAACUCAUGCCACUCUUGACACUCUCUCCACUUCCUCUUUCUCUCCAUUCUCACUUUAUUCUUUCUCAGGAAGGUUACAUUACCUUCUCUCUAUGUUGUCUCUUUGCCCCUUUCACAUUCUCUCUCUCCCUCUCUUUCCUCUCUGCCCCAUCUCAUUAAGUGUUUCCUUUGUUCGACCUACCCUCUCCUAUCAAGGCCACAUCUAAAACUUUUCAUUUUUCUCUUUUGGACAAGGUUAACAUCGUCAUCGCUGUUUGUCUGCAAUUAGAGAUAUUCAUUUUAUUUUCCAGCCUUCGCCUGAUCAGAAAGCGUUAGUAAGGCAGCUUGAAAAGGCCAGAAUAUGUCACUUUAAUAUGGAUAAGACGAGAGCUUGGAGAUUAAGGAACAAGAGGUUGCUGAGUUGGCUAAAGUAAUUGGUUAUUUAGGGUUUUUGUAUUGACAUAUGCACACACACACAACACACGCAUACACGAAUACAAGCAAACAUGUGCACACACAUGUGGACAGGAACACACACUGCAGGCUAACUUUCAGCACCUUCAAACCCAACAUAAUCAGAGACAGAGUGUGUUAUGACUUCUCCCUCUCUGCUCAUCCUCCUCUGCCUCUAGUUUCAGUAUCUGAAAGAUGAAACAACUUUUCCUCUGGAGGGAGUGGAGGGAGGCUGAUGAUCACUUAAUUGGUUCUAUUCUCUGUACCAGACACAGACUGAAAUGUUUGAUCUAACUUUGACUAAGAAUCCUGAAAAGUAAUUGGAAGGUAGCUUAGUGGUUAAGAGCGUUGUAGCAGUAACUGAAAGGUCGCUGGUUCUAAUCCCCGAGCCGACUAGGUGAAAAAUCUGUCGAUGUGACCUUGAGCAAGGCACUUAACCCUAAUUGCUCAUGUAAGUUGCUGCUGCUCUUCAGUUAUUUGCUUUUAUAUUUUUUACUUAACACUUUAAAAUAAAAUGAACUUUUAAAAAUGCAUUGUUGGUUAAGGGCUUGUAAGUAAGCAUUUCACUGUAAUGUCUACACCUGUUGUAUUCGGCGCAUGAGGCAAAUACAAUUUGAUUUGAUGAUUAUAUAAUGUUUGUAUAAAGCAUUCACCUGAUCUUGAUUUGUUCUUUAAAGGUUUCCAUAAUGUUUCAUUAAGUUGUGGGAACAGUCUGGUAAGAACAUUGUGGGGACAUCACAAAAGAUAUGUUGCCAAAACACAAACGCUGUCCAUUUGUGCAGAUGAUUCUACAAUGUUUAUUUUAGGGUGCAAAAAACAUUAACCUGAUGUUACAAGAACGUUCCCAAAACACAUUUAGUCUGUUCUUUAACCCGUUGACGCGUACGAGCACACGGGUGUGAUCAUUCUACAGUGUUCCCUGCAACGUACGCUCAAACCAGUGUGAUUAGAACACUUCAUUAACACAAUAGUCAGCGUUUGAGCUGGCCACACUGUUUUUUCACAGAAACAUUUUGCACAAACAGUCUUUACAACUUUAUGUCCUCAAUGUGAGCAGUUUAUUUUUGGAUGCAGAUGUUCAGACAUUCACAGAAGUAACAACAGCAUAACACAAUUCCCAUCCAAAUUGGGAAAUGUAGGCUACAUUAGUCCUAGCGCUAACUGAAGAAAGAGUGAGCUAACUCAAGCGGACAUAUUUAGCUCUCGGGUGACAGAAUCCAUAAUAUGAAUUAGCUAAUAGCAAAUGUUAUUUACAAUUCAUCACAUCACAGGUGAGCUCACCAGUGAUCGAAAUAAUUGAGUAAAACACUUUCUAAAAGUGGGUAGAGUUUGUGCGCGCUGCCAUGUUUGUUUUUCUGUGUCAACCAAAGAUAAGAAGAGGUGAAAAGAUGAGUUGGGUCUGUUUGCAGUAUGUUGAAGGGGGUGUGUCGUCUACCAUCAUACCCUUCCCAUCAUUCACUUUCAGAAGUUUAUUCGAAAGAUGUGAACCAUGCUUUCACCUUGUUUUGUUAUAACGUCUUUAUUCUGACAGACACCGAGAAUGCAUUGUAUGAUGUCAACAAACAUGGCUCCACACAUACAGUUGAAGUCGGAAGUUUACAAACACUUAGGUUGGAGUCAUUAAACUCGUUUUUCAACCACUCCACACAUUUCUUGUUAACAAACUAUAGUUUUGGCAAGUCGGUUAGGACAUCUACUUUGUGCAUGGCACAAGUAAUUUUUCCAACAAUUGUUUACAGACAGAUUAUUUCACUUAUAAGUCACUGUAUCAUAUUUCCAGUGGGUCAGAAGUUUACAUACACUAAGUUGACUGUGCCUUUAAAAAUGAUGUCAUGGCUUUAGAAGCUUCUGAUAGGCUAAUUGACAUCAUUUGAAUCAAUUGGAGGUUUACCUGUGGAUGUAUUUCAAGGCCUAUCUUCAAACUCAGCGCCUCUUUGCUUGACAUCAUGGGAAAAUCAAAAGAAAUCAGCCAAGACCUCAGAAAAAAUAAUUGUAGACCUCCACAAGUCUGGUAUAUCCUUGGGAGAAAUGUCCAAACGCCUGAAGGUACCACAUUCAUCUGUACAAACAAUAGUACGCAAGUAUAAACACCAUGGGACCACGCAGAUGUCAUACCGCUCAGGAAGGAGAAGCGUUCUGUCGCCUAGAGAUUAACGUACUUUGGUGCGAAAAGUCCUAUAUCGACAUAACCUGAAUGGCCGCUCAGCAAGGAAGAAGCCAAACUAAAACCACCAUAAAAAAGCCAGACUACGGUUUGCAACUGCACAUGGGGACAAAGAUCGUACUUUUUGGUGUGUCCUCUGGUCUGAUGAAACAAAAAUAGAACUGUUUGGCCAUAAUGACCAUCGUUAUGUUUGGAGGGAAAAUGGGGUGGCUUGCAAGCCGAAGAACACCAUCCCAACCGUGAAGCACGGGGUGGCAGCAUCAUGCUGUGGGGGUGCUUUGCUGCAGGAGGGAUUGGUGCAUUUCACAAAAUAGAUGGCAUCAUGAGGAAGAAAAAUGAUGUGGAUAUAUUGAAGCAACAUCUCAAGACAUCAGUCAGGAAGUUAAAGCUUGGUUGCAAAUGGGUCUUCCAAAUGGACAAUGAUCCCAAGCAUACUUCCAAAGUUGUGGCAAAAUGGCUUAAGGACAACAGUCAAGGUAUUGGAGUGGCCAUCACAAAGCCCUGACCUCAAUCCUAUAGAAAAUGUGUGGGCAGAACUGAAAAAGCGUGUGCGAGCAAGGAGGCCUACAAACCUGACUCAGUUACACCAGCUCUGUCAGGAGGAAUUGGCCAAAAUGCACCCAACUUAUUGUGGGAAUGUUUGACCCAAGUUAAACAAUUGGAACAAUUGAUAAAAUAAAUAAAAGCUUAAAUAAAUCAUUCUCUCUACUAUUAUUCUGACAUUUCACAUUCUUAAAAAAAGUUGUGAUCCUAACUGACCUAAGACAGGGAAUUUCUACUAGGAUUAAAUGUCAGGAAUUGUGAAAAACAGAGUUUAAAUGUAUUUGGCUAAGGUGUAUGUAAACUUCUGACUUCAACUGUAGCUGUUGUAAGAUGAAACAUAGCCAACAGUGAUAGGUGUCAAAAAGUUCAUUGUUCAAAGUUUCAAAUACAUUUUUGCAGAUUGUGCAAAACGCAUCCGUCAGAGGACUCCAAUUUUGAUACGGUAAAGCUUGACAACAUUCAGCUGUUUUCAGGGGACCUGUAUGAAAAUGUAUGCACUCACUAACUGUAAGUCGCUCUGGAUAAGAGUGUCUGCUAAAUGACUAAAAUGUAAAUCCCUACAACAGCUCUGUCAAGUGGUCGCAUCGGGACAACAGUUGUUGACAACUAUAGCAUUGUAGCUAAGCCUAACCCUUAAACUCAUUCUCCUAACCUGCUACAUUAAUUCACCUAACCUGCUGUAUUAGUUAUCCUAACAUGCCAUGUUAAUUAUCCUAACCUGCCAUGUUCAUUAUCCUAACCUGCUAUGCAAACAAACCAUCUGUGGCAACAAAUCAUCAGUAUCAACACACCGGCAGCCAAUCUCACCCCUGGCACUCAGUCAGAGCCAUUCAGUGUUGUUGUUUAUGUAUGUAGCAAGUGGGCUAAGCUGUAGCAUUAGCAAUAUCUUUCAACAGGAUACAACUCACAAAAGAGGAAAUUCUGGCAAUGAGUCUGAGUAUGAAAGUGAGGAAUCAGAUUCUGACAGUGACAGUGAGGAGCUGCCCCCCAACCUUGUGGGCAUUGAGAACCCUGAAUCUGAGGACCCCUUACCCACCGAAGAAGUCCCAAGUCCCUCUGAAGAUGCUGGUGGUGAUGGAUGCAGACCAACAGUGGGUGAAGUACAGGUCUGCGGAAGCUGGAUGGCUGUCAGCCAUUCCACCCCUCCUGGCCCUGCUGUUGGCUUUGAUGAGUCCCAGUCUGGUGUGCAAAGCCCCUUGCCAUCUCCAUCUGAGGCAGAUUGCUUGAAGCUGUUUCUGACAAAGGAGCUGGUGGGAGACAUAGUGGAGGAGACCAAUCUCUAUGCCUUGGAGCUACAGGAGAAGAGAGAGCAAGGAGUGAGGGGGAAGCUCACUAAAUGGAUGAAAACCACAAUUAGUGAAAUGUAUACCUUCCUGGUGACAGUCCUUCUCAUGGGAAUAGUAAAGAAGAAUCCCAUAAGUGGGAGGCAGGUAGCCUAAUGGUUAAGAGCUUUGGGCCAGUAACUGAAAAGUUGCUGGUUCGAAUCCCUAAUCCAAGUAGGUGAAAAAAAUCUGUUAAUGUGCCCUUGUGCAAGGCACUUAACCCUAAUUGCACCUGUAAGUCACUCUGGAUAAGAGGGUAUGCUAAAAUGUAAAAAAAGAGUUGAAUACUGGAGCACAGAUCCUAUGUUUGCAAUUCCCUUCUUUGCUACUCUCUUUUCCCAAGACCGCUUCCUAGUUCUGCUGCGAUGCCUGCAUUUCGUCAAGAAUGCUCCUGCUAACCUAAAUGACCCCUUACACAAAAUAAGAAAUGUUCUUACCAGCCUGACAUCAGCAUUUGGUCUGGUCUUUGUGCCUUACAAGGACCUAUGCAUUGAAGAGUCCCUGAUUUUAUGGAAGGGCAGGCUGGUGUUCCAUCAAUACAUUCUCUCCAAAAGGCACAGGUUUGGGGUCAAGUUCUUUGUUAUGUGCGACGUGAAGACAAGAUUUGUUCAGUAUAUUAUAGUCUACACAGGGUCCACCACUGACAUCCAACAUUAUGAGGGCCUUGGGGUGUCCGGGUCCCUGGUGAUGACCAUGCUGGCUCCUCUUUUCAGGAACGGCCACACUUCAAUAAAAUAGGCAACCAUUACAUAUAGGCCUAUGUUUUUUCUUGCAGUUUUUUUCUCUCUCCAGUAACACUGUAAAUGAGUGUACAUUCAAACUGUAUGUUGCUAGCAUACAAAAGCUGGCCUCAAUCUUCGGCAAUAAAUAUGUCCAGUUCCAGUUAUGAUGUUGGCAAAUAGUGUUCAAUACUGUUUGUGUGUGUGGUUUCUGAAAGUACAGAAUAAAGAUGAAUUACUAAUAAUUAUAAUAAAAUAUCAGGAUAUAGCAAUAAAACAAUAUUACAAUGAAGUAACAUAAUAACACUGGUAUAAAAAUAAUAAGUUACAUUGACAACAUGCCAAUUAUGAAUGAUAUACAUAAGAAACAGUAAUAAACAGUAAAUGAAUAGCUGCAUAAGGGCUCCACAGAGGGGCAGGGCAUAGCAAAGUUAUGCUAAACAUGCUAAAUGAAUACACAGGCCAUGGUCAUGAUGAGGCCAGGGCAGCUUCAAAGGAUAAAACACAAGCUAAUACUUAUCUGACGCCAUUAGUAUUGUCUUACAGAGCUAAUAGAAGAAUGUAGCUACAUAAGCACAAUUGAGUAUAACACCAUAAAGGUUAUGAAAUUAGUACCUCUCAUGUCUGCGGUUAUAAAGGAAUACACACAGAAAGAAUAAGAAUAAGAUGUUUUACACAGAAUAGAUUAUGCUCCAUAUAUACAGUUGAAGUCGGAAGUUUACAUACACCUUAGCCAAAUACAUUUAAACUCAGUAUUUCACAAUUCCUGACAUUUAAUCAUAGUAAAAAUUACCUGUUUUAGGUCAGUUAGGAUCACCACUUUAUUUUAAGAAUGUGAAAUGUCAGGUUUGUAGGCCUCCCUACUCACACACGCUUUUUCAGUUCUGUCCACAAAUGUUCUAUAGGUUUGAGGUCAGGGCUUUGUGAUGGCCACUCCAAUACCUUGACUUUGUUGUCCUUAAGCCAUUUUGCCACAACUUUGGAAGUAUGCUUGGGGUCAUUGUACAUUUGGAAGACCCAUUUGCGACCAAGCUUUAACUUCCUGACUGAUGUCUUGAGAUGUUGCUUCAAUAUAUCCACAUAAUUUUCCUUCCUCAUGAUGCCAUCUAUUUUGUGAAGUGCACCAGUCCCUCCUGCAGCAAAGCACCCCCACAGCAUGAUGCUGCCACCCCCUGUGCUUCACGGUUGGGAUGGUGUUCUUCGGCUUGCAAGCAACCCCCUUUUUCCUCCAAACAUAACGAUGGUCAUUAUGGCCAAACAGUUCUAUUUUUGUUUCAUCAGACCAGAGGACAUUUCUCCAAAAAGUACGAUCUUUGUCCCCAUGUGCAGUUGCAAACCGCAGUCUGGCUUUUUUAUGGCAUUUUUGGAGCAGUGGCUUCUUCUUUGCUGAGCGGCCUUUCAGGUUAUGUCGAUAUAGGACUCGUUUUACUGUGGAUAUAAAUACUUUUGUACCUGUUUCCUCCAGCAUCUUCACAAUGUCCUUUGCUGUUGUUCUGGGACUGAUUUGCACUUUUCGCACCAAAGCACGUUCAUCUCUAGGAGACAGAAUGCGUCUCCUUCCUGAGCGGUUUGACUGCUGCGUGGUCCCAUGGUGUUUAUACUUGCGUAUUAUUGUUUGUACAGAUGAACAUGCUACCUUCAGGCGUUUGGAUAUUGCUCCCAAGGAUGAACCAGACUUGUGGAGGUCUACAAUUAUUUUUCUGAGGUCUUGGCUGAUUUCUUUUGAUUUUCCGAUGACAUCAAGCAAAGAGGCACUGAGUUUGAAGGUAGGCCUUGAAAUACAUCCACAGGUACACCUCCAGUUGACUCAAAUGAUGUCAAUUAGCCUAUCAGAAGCUUCUAAAGCCAUGACAUCAUUUUUUGGAAUUUUCCAAGCUGUUUAAAGGCACAGUCAACUUAGUGUAUGUAAACUUCUGACCCACUGGAAUUGUGAUACAGUGAAUUAGAAGUGAAAUAAUCUGUCUGUAAACAAUUGUUGGGAAAAUAACUUGUGUCAUGCACAAAGUAGAUGUCCUAACCGACUUGCCAAAACUAUAGUUUGUUAACAUGAAAAUUGUGGAGUGGUUGAAAAACGAGUUUUAAUGACUCCAACCUAAGUGUAUGUAAACUUCCAACUUCAACUGUAGCUACAUACAGUGUGCCACAGUUGAAAUGACAUAGCACGAUAUACAGAAACUAUUAUGAUAACGUAAUAAGGCACUUACUUUGAUAGGAACGCACACAUGUCCCAAAGUCAUUAUUAGUAAGGAAAACAACAAUGAAGAAAAUGUGGGCGCUAGCCGGAAAAUGCACCAGGCAGAAAAGGUUUGGGCAGGUUCUGUUCUGACUGGAGAUGUGCAACUGUCUGUAUACUUGACCUGGGGAAGCACUGGGGUAGUGCUUGGGCUCUCAUCGAAGAGAGAAGUUUGUCCGGCUCAUCUAGCUAAUCCUUGCCUUACAUUAGCAUAGCAUGCUUCAGACGUAAAUUGUCCGCCACAGUACUUCUAUGUGAAUUAAUGAGAAGGUGGAACGCACCUCAUUUCAAACUGUUGAUUGAAACUAAAACUGUUUGACAAUUAUUUGAAAUAGCCUAUAGAUAAUUAGCAUGCCUUGGUUUUAGGGCUCUGUGGGUUAACUGUCCUGUUGCGUAACAAUAAAAUGUUGGAACAGUGAUCGCAUUAUAACAUCACGCGCAUACAAAAACUCAUGCUGAAUGUUUCAUUAGGUUGUGGGAACAGUCUGGUGGGAACAUUGGAUUGAUGUGUAUGACAGCGUGUUCCAGUUCCAAUGUCCAGCAACUUCGCACAACAAUUGAAGAGGAGUAGGACAACAUUCCAUAGGCCACAAUUAAUAGACUGAUCAACUCUAUGCGAAGGAGAUGUUUUGCUCUGCAUGAGGCAAAUGGUGGUCACACCAGAUACUUAGUGGUUUUCUGAUCCAUGCUCCUUUUUCUUUUUAAAGGUAUCUGUGACCAACAGAUGCAUAUCUGUAUUCACAGUCAUGUGAAAUCCAUAGAUUAGGGCCUAAUGAAUUUACUGAUUUCCUUAUAUGAACUGUUAAAAUCUGUCAUCAAGGCAAAGGGUGGCUAUUUUAAGAAUCUCAAAUAUAAAAUAUAUUUGGAUUUGCUUAACAAUCUUUUGGUUACUACAUGAUUCCAUAUGUGUUAUUUCAUAGUUUUGAUGUCUUUGCUAUUAUUCUACAAUGUAGAAAAUAGUAAAAAUUAAGAAAAACCCUUGAAUGAGUAGGUGUGUGCAAACUUUUGACUGGUACUGUAUAUAUAUGUGUUUCUUUACACUUGUGGGGGUGGUAGAGCGAAAUGGAGAACAACAUCGUGUUCAUUAGAGUCUCAUCUUUCCAUAGAGUUUUGACGCUACAGCCGUUUUCGUGAGAAGACCGAUUUUCGGGAUGUCUCAUGGUCUGACAAACACCGCUGUAGCUCGACCACCUUCCACCACAGAUGUGGAAGAUACAGUAUCUCUAGCUUUAACUGACAGAUUUUGUUGGGGAUUUUGAUUAUGUUACUUAUAAUGACGCACCGGUGCGUCAAUAGACUCUAGAGCAGAUUGGAAUACAUACCCAUCAUGUUUCUCUCCAGAUUUAAUGGCAAUUCGCAUUUGAGGACUGUAUUGACACGCAGUAUUUUUAUUUCAUUCAUAGGACAUUUGAACAGCAUUUAAUCAUAUACUGAACAAAAAUAUAAAAGCAACAUGCAACAAUUUACAGUUCAUAGAAAGAAUUCAGUCAAUUUCAAUAAAUAAAUGUGGCCCUAAUCUAUGGAUUUCUGCAAUGUUCAGUUUCUAAACCAGGUCUUUUUAUCCUCUCUGCCACCAGGGAAGUCAUCUUACAUCUUAUUUUUCAGUGUAUAGCCAUGGCAGUAUUGUCAAUCAGGAAUUCCAUGCUUCCUUUUUAGCCUUCUUAAACAUACAGUGGGGAGAACAAGUAUUUGAUACACUGCUGAUUUUGCAGGUUUUCCUACUUACAAAGCAUGUUGAGGUCUGUAAUUUUUAUCAUAGGUACACUUCAACUGUGAGAGACGGAAUCUAAAACAAAAAUCCAGAAAAUCACAUUGUAUGAUUUUUAAGUAAUUAAUUUGCAUUUUAUUGCAUGACAUAAGUAUUUGAUGCAUCAGAAAAGCAGAACUUAAUAUUUGGUACAGAAACCUUUGUUUGCAAUUUCAGAGAUCAUACGUUUCCUGUAGGUCUUGACCAGGUUUGCACACACUGCAGCAGGGAUUUUGGCCCACUCCUCCAUACAGACCUUCUCCAGAUCCUUCAGGUUUCGGGGCUGUCGCUGGGCAAUACGGACUUUCAGCUCCCUCCAAAGAUUUUAUAUUGGGUUCAGGUCUGGAGACUGGCUAGGCCACUCCAAGACCUUGAGAUGCUUCUUACGGAGCUACUCCUUAUUUGCCCUGGCUGUGUGUUUUGGGUCGUUGUCAUGCUGGAAGACCCAGCCACGACCCAUCUUCAAUGCUCUUACUGAGGGAAGGAGGUUGUUGGCCAAGAUCUCACCAUACAUGGCCCCUUCCAUCCUCCCCUCAAUACGGUGCAGUCGUCCUGUCCCCUUUGCAGAAAAGCAUCCCCAAAGAAUGAUGUUUCCACCUCCAUGCUUCACGGUUGGGAUGGUGUUCUUGGGGUUGUACUCAUCCUUCUUCUUCCUCCAAACACGGCGAGUGGAGUUUAGACCAAAAAGCUCUAUUUUUGUCUCAUCAGACCACAUGACCUUCUCCCAUUCCUCCUCUGGAUCAUCCAGAUGGUCAUUGGCAAACUUCAGACGGGCCUGGACAUGCGCUGGCUUGAGCAGGGGGACCUUGCGUGCGCUGCAGGAUUUUAAUCCAUGAUGGCGUAGUGUGUUACUAAUGGUUUUCUUUGAGACUGUGGUCCCAGCUCUCUUCAGGUCAUUGACCAGGUCCUGCCGUGUAGUUCUGGGCUGAUCCCUCACUUUCCUCAUGAUCAUUGAUGCCCCACGAGGUGAGAUCUUGCAUGGAGCCCCAGACCGAGGGUGAUUGACCGUCAUCUUGAACUUCUUCAAUUUUCUAAUAAUUGCGCCAACAGUUGUUGCCUUCUCACCAAGCUGCUUGCCUAUUGUCCUGUAGCCCAUCCCAGCCUUGUGCAGGUUUACAAUUUUAUCCCUGAUGUCCUUACACAGCUCUCUGGUCUUGGCCAUUGUGGAGAGGUUGGAGUCUGUUUGAUUGAGUGUGUCUUUUAUACAGGUAACGAGUUCAAACAGGUGCAGUUAAUACAGGUAAUGAGUGGGGAACAGGAGGGCUUCUUAAAGAAAAACUAACAGGUCUGUGAGCGCUGGAAUUCUUACUGGUUGGUAGGUGAUCAAAUACUUAUGUCAUGCAAUAAAAUGCAAAUGAAUUACUUAAAAAUCAUACAAUGUGAUUUUCUGGAUUUUUGUUUUAGAUUCCGUCUCUCACAGUUGAAGUGUACCUAUGAUAAAAAUUACAGACCUCUACAUGCUUUGUAAGUAGGAAAACCUGAAAAAUCAGCAGUGUAUCAAAUACUUGUUCUCCCCACUGUAACUAUCUGAGGGAAAUACUGGUAACUGGGUUAUUGAACAGUACAUUUUUACACAAUGUUUUAUUUUUGCUCAAGGACGCCCGCCUCACAAGACUUAUCUGAAGGUAGAUAAAAAAAAUUAUGCAAGUAUACAGUGUAUGGAAGUAGUUUAUUGCCUCUGUUUUCCAUGUAUGAAUCUGUUAUUUAUGCGUUUCUAUGGGCUAAAAGCAGUAAGGCCAAAUUCAAUGUUUCAUCAAAUAAUACUUUAUUUUAUUUUAUUUAUACCUAAAGGGGUCCUAAAAUUCAGAAUCAAAUAGGCAAAUGAUCUUAAAACAAUUCCGUAGCUUAGUACACUUUUUUUUUAAUGGUUUUGAAUGUUUUUACGAUGUUAUCGUCUUAAUGUUAGAUAAAACCCUAACUAGAACUUAAUUGGAAUCUUAGCUAAUGUUCUGGAAAUGUUCCUGGUUUGCUGGGUGGCCACAACCCAUUCCUUGGCACAGAAGGGACUGUUGUUGACAACUCAACAAUGGGCCAUGGCUCAACAUUAGUUAAUUGUGGUUUAGAGAACCAUGGCUUGGUGGGCUUUUGCAUGAGACAAAACAUUUCAGAAAUGUGUGUCUCUGGAUCUAGUGCCUUAGGCCAGUUUGAAAAGAGGAAAUAUAAACUUUUAGAGGAGAGUGACUCACAUGGAGGCCUCAAGCUUAGAGGAUAUUGCUGUGUGUAUCUUUGAUCUAUUAGUCUGGUUUUUCUGACACAUCAGCAUUCCUCUUCCUGGGGGAAGAAGCCUAGAUUCAGUUUUCUUUUUCUUUUGGCAAAUUUUUUAUUUUUUUUUUGUCUCAGACUUGUACAGUACUCCUACAAAAAAAACAUCUGCAUUGUAAUUGUGUCUAUGCUAUUCAUACUUGUCUUCCAUUAUGCUUUGCUCUCCCCAGAACUAUGCUCUGCUCUCCCCAGCUUUGAGCCUCUGCGUUCAGCUGGUGUUUAUGGAGGGUGGCUGUGCCCUCCUGGUGCCGUCAUCCAUCAUGCUACAGAAUCACCACCUCCAUUCAGUUGAUACAAUGAGCCUGAUUGCAGCUGCAGCCGCAGCCGGGUCCACUGGGCUGAUGGAGAACCGGUCCUGACCGGAGAGAAAGAGAGAGAGGGGGAGAAAGAGGGAGGGAGAGAGGGAGAGAGAGAGAGAUAGUUCACCCCUACAGCACUCAACUUCACUUUGUGCUUUUUGGCUGAUUGUCAAGAUAAUGUGCCUAUACUGUAUUUUUUCUCUUUGUCCUCUUUUCUUAUUUAUUGAGGGAUGGAGAGGAGGGAGGUAGGAGGAGGGGGGGGGGCGUGGCUUGAGGCUGGCGGGAGGAGAGAGCUAGGGGUAGAUCUUGACGGAAAUCGCGGGCACAUGAAAAGUUUAGCGAGAGGGGGGAGGGAGGAGGGGGAGGAGGGAGGGUUGUUUGUUGGCUGGGUUGCGGUAGCGUGAGGGCAUUCGGGACGGUGGGAGGGAGGGAGAGAUUGCGUUGGGAGAGCGUGCGGGAUGGAGGGCUCCUCAGCUCGCUCUCGCUUAGUCGCUAUCAUCUCUCUCUCUUCUCUAUAUUUCUCGCAUCUUCUCUCUCUCCUCUUUCUCUUCUCUUCUCUCUCUCUCAUUCUCUCUCGAUAUUGUGCUCUCUAUUACUCACACGCCCAAGCACACUCACACACAGUUAUUUACUGAAAAAUGUAUCACAUUGAUUUCUGGUGCCUUGCAGAUUUCACCAGCAUAUCACUUCAGAUGUUCUUUUUAAUGCACUGUUAAGGACAUCAGUGCAACCAACCAAGAGCCCUCGUUUUUAGUGGACUAAUCUUGGUUAACUCAGAACUAAAGUCUUGCGUAAUUGUUCUGGUUUCAUCCGUGUUAAGAGAAGGGAUCAAGAGAUGCUAGAACAAAGAGUGAAACCGGAACGAGGAGCUCCACCCUCUGUCUUUGCAAGUUACGGGCCGAAUUUCCCCUCCCCUUCAGAAAUUCGAUUGAUGCUAACAUCUGCGAAAUCGUAGUUUGUCCAAAUAACCAGUGACGAAAAACCCAAACACCGGAACUACCACUGCUUGUUAUCCCACACAUCCCAUUCCUUCCUGACACAUACCAUUCCUUCCCUAUAGGCUAUGUACAUCAUGGUGUUCUGUCCAUUUAGGAACCACCUAAAGUAGUAUAAAUGUUAUUUAGAGUCCUUGCUAGAGUCUCUCGCUCACAGGGUUGCAUCCCUCACCGCCACGAUGACCGGGGUAACCGUGGUUUGAUGCUAAUUGUGUAGAGGAGAGUGACUCCAGCUGAGAGAGAGGAAGAGCUGGCCUUCUUCAUCCAUUCUUGGUCUCCUUAUCACAGUGAUAGGACAGCGACUACCAAGGAGCGAGGUGGAAGAGAGGGCUGGAAGUCAAACAGACUUUCAAAUUGAUUUUUAGUUGAUUUUUGUUUGUUACUUUCUGUUAAUUAAAGCUGCACGUGCACAUGCACGCACACACGGCCACGGCCAUGGCCGCACACACACACGCACUUAACUGACACACUACGAUAGCUUUGGGCACAAUCUCUAAACACAAGCUGUCUAGCAACCCUCCCUCCCAGCACUGAGCACUCUGCCACAGCUCUACAGUUAGGCCUAAUGGACAGUAAUUACCAUACUGACAAUAUGUCUCAUUAUUAUGUGGGUUGAUGAAAAACAGUAAUGUAGGCCAGAACUUUGUCAUUAAAUAAGCAGAGACAGAGAAAAACUGAUAUCAUUAGCAGGAGUUUACACAUGGAGCUCUGCUCUAACAGCCAGGGAAGGACACAGCACAGCAGGACAAAUGGCUAGCUCAUGUGUUCACACUCUUCUCUUCUCUUCUCUUCUCUUCUCUUCUCUUCUCUUCUCUUCUCUUCUCUUCUCUUCUCUUCUCUUCUCUUCUCUUCUCUUCUCUUCUCUUCUCUUCUCUUCUUAUCUCCUCUCCCUUUCCUCUCCUCUCCCUUUCCUCUCCUCUCCCUCUCCUACCUCUCAUUAGGGUUAUAUUCAGCCUCCUGCCAUCAAAACCAAUUACAGGAACAGUCUGCCAGUGCGUUUUCCCAUGAGCUUCUGCUUUCAGGUGUACCUGAGACUCCCAAUCAGAUCGUAGGAAGACCAGGGGCGUUUAGUCCUGAGGAACAAGGGAGAUAAAGCAUGGAUGAGUGGAGCUGCUUAGUGGAGAGAGACAGAUUAGAAGGAGAUAUAAAGAGUUAAUAGAGAGAAAGAGGGAGAGAGAGUGCAAGAGGGAGAGAGAGUAAAUAGAUAUAGAGAGAAAGAAAGAGAGAGAGAGGAGAUGGAGUGGACCAUCCUAAUGCACAGAUAAUGAAAUGAUGGAGAGAGAGGGGUGUGAACAGUGGGACUCAUAGAAAGAGUAAUGACAGUGUGUUUGGCUGGUUCCUUCAUGAAAUCUAUCAUGGUUCCCCAGAGACACUAACCUCUAUUUAACCAGAAGAGCUAACAGGGAGGCCAGGGACCACUAACCUAUAAUUAAAAUAAGACAGAUUGUGGGAGAGAACAAAGGAAGAUGGAAGUAGUGCACUACUCAAACGGAGAACAGGGGUGACAACUAGUGUUCUUUGUUUCUGGGUUCUGUGGAUGUUGCAUUGAAGCUCAGUACUGUUUGUCGGCUCAUUAAAACUCUCUAGCCUUUUUUUCUGUUUCUUUGUGUUAUUGAUUCCCCUGAGAUUCCAGGUGAUGAACACCAUCUAACAAUACAGUAUGUUUCAUUAGCAUUGGCAUGAAUAGGUUGUACUCCCCGCUCUUCUAUCAUUCCUGUCUUCCAACUUCUUGUGCUACUUCGACUGAUCAUUGUUCCUCUUCUCUUUCAACUUAUUGUCUUGCUUGGUUCCUUAGUUUCUCUUCCACCAGGUCACUUUCCCAUUCUCAGCUCCUAACCUUUUUAUUUGUAUCCCUUUCUCUCUCUCUUUCUCGCUCUCUCCGCCCCCCUCUCUCUCUCUACCCCUCUGUCUCUCCAUCUCUCCUUUCCUCUCUCCAGGCAUGGCUGACAGAGAUCCAUGAGUACGCUCAGCAGGAUGUGGUGCUAAUGCUGCUGGGGAAUAAGGUCAGCCCUCCCACUGGAAGGACAGAUUAAUGGAUGGAUAAUAAGUGCAUUACUAUGAAUUGAGAGAGAGAAGAAAGAGGUAGAUAGGGAAGGAUGGAUGGAUGGAUGAUGAGUGUAUUACUAUGAAUUGAGAAAGGGAGAAAGAAAGAGGUGCAUUCAGAAAGUAUUCAGACCCCUUGACUUUAUCCACAUUUUGUUACGUUGCAGCCUUAAUUAUAAAAUUGAUUAAAUCGUUUUUCCCCCUCAUAAUGACAAAGCAACAUUUAUAAAAAAUAAAUAGACCCUUUACUCAGGACUUUGUUGAAGCACCUUUGGCAGCGAUACAGCCUCGAGUCUUCUUGGGUAUGACGCUACAAGCUUGAUACACCUGUAUUUGGGGAGUUUCUCCCAUUCUUCUCUGCAGAUCCUCUCAAGCUAUGUCAGGUUGGAUGGGGAGCGUCUCUGCACAGCUAUUUUCAGGUCAUUCCAGAGAUGUUCGAUCAGGUUCAAGUCCAGGCUCUGGCUGGGCCACUCAAGGACAUUCAGAGACUUGUCCCAAAGCCACUCCUGCGUUGUCUUGGCUGUGUGCUUAGGGUCGUUGUCCUGUUGGAAGCUGAACUUUUGCCCUAGUCUAAGGUCCUGAGCUCUCUGGAGCAUGUUUUCAUCAAGGAUAUCUCUGUACAUUGCUCCAUUCAUUUUCUCUCGAUCCUGACUAGUCUCCCAGUCCCAGCCGCUGAAAAACAUCCCCACAGCAUGAAACUGCCACCACCAUGCUUCACCGUAGAGAUGAUGCUAGGUUUCCUCCAGACGUGACACUUGGCAUUCAGGCCAAAGAGUUCAAUCUUGGUUUCAUCAGACAAGAUAAUCUUGUUUCUCAUGGUCUGAGAGUCUUUAGGUGCCUUUUGGCAAACUCCAGGUGGGCUGUCAUGUGCCUUUUACUGAGGAGUGGCUUCUGUCUGGCCACUCUACCAUAAAGGCCUGAUUGGUGGAGUGAUGCAGAGAUGGUUGUCCUUCUGGAAGGUUCUCCCAGAGAAACUCUGGAGCUCUGUCAGAGUGACCAUCGGGUUCUUGGUCACCUCCCUGACCAAGACCCUUCUCCCCCGAUUGCUCAGUUUGGCCAGCUCUAGGAAGAGUCUUGGUGGUUCCAAACUUCUUUCAUUUAAGAUGAUGGAGGCCACUGUAUUCUUGGGGACCUUCAAUGCUGCAGAAAUGUUUUCGUACCUUUCCCCAGAUCUGUGCCUCGACACAAUCCUGUCUCGGAACUCUACAGACAAUUCCAUCGACCUCAUGGCUUGGUUUUUGCACUGACAUGCACUGUCAACUGUGGGACUUUAUAUAGACAGGUGUGUGCCUUUCCAAAUCAUGUCCAAUCAAUUGAAUUUACCACAGGUGGACUCCAAUCAAGUUGUAGAAACAUCUCAAGGAUGAUCAAUGGAAACAGGAUGCACCUGAGCUCAAUUUCGAGUCUCAUAGCAAAGGUUCUGAAUACUUAUGUAAAUAAGGUAUUUCUGUUUUUUAUUUUGUAUGACAUUUCUAAAAACCUGUUUUCGCUUUGUCAUUAUGGGGUAUUGUGUGUUUAUAAAAAUAAAUAAAAAUUUAGAAUAAGGCUGUAACGUAACAAAAGUCAAAGGGCUCUGAAUACUUUCCGAAUGCACUGUAUUUGUGUCACUGCAUGCAGAAAAUAAAACAGAGGACUGUGUUAGUGUAAGUAGAUGAUGAAAGAGAGAAUAGAUGAAAGAAGAUCAUGUUUUCUGGAGCUUUUUGUGAUCUCUUACAGGCUGAUGUGACACACGAGAGAGUGGUGAAGAGAGAGGAGGGAGAGAAACUGGCCAAGGUGAGCUGUAAUGAACAAAGAAAAUACACAGAAACUCCCAAUCACACACCCAGUAUUGACCCUUUUGAUGUCCAGGUUUCCAUCUAUUUUAGUCCGCACAGACACAUGAAUCCCCACUAAAACAGUCUGGGUGUGUCUUGAUCUCUCUCAUUAGGUAUUCAUAGGAGCACCUUCUGUUUUUAUUGUUUGGAGUCUCUGAAGUGUGUUCGCUAACUCAAUUAGCAACAUCAGUACGCUCUGAUGAGUUCCCAGACUUAAAACAGUAAAUUACUGUACAUGGUUUUAAGGGAGAUGGACGUCCGAUGCCCUUGUUAUUGUCAGGCUGUGUAAUAAUAACGAUAUAAAAAAUUCCAGAGAAACCUCCUAUAUCUCUCUCACACACACACACACACACACACCAGGUACCUUAUGCACUAAAACUUAGAGGACUCUCGCUCUCCCCUGUGCAGGUGUUUGGGGUGCCCUUCAUGGAGACCAGUGCUAAGUCUGGCCUGAAUGUGGAGCUGGCAUUCACUGCUGUGGCCAAGUGAGUAGGAUGUUUACCAGUGCUGCGUUCUUUAGAGAUGACAUGUCAAUCAAUGCUUUUUGUUUUGUCAUGCAUGUGAUUAUGAAAUAAAAACACAGAAUCAAGAUAGCCUCUGCAGUAAAAAUGCUAUGUGAGAUUGAAUCUCCCUAUGUCUCCGCCCUCUGUCUUUCUCUCAGAGAGCUGAAGCACAGGUCGAUGAAGGAGCCUGACGAACCAAAGUUUCAACUUCAGGAUUAUGUCAACAAGGAGAUGAAUAGUGCUGGCUGCUGCCACUCAUAAACCUGUCUUCUAAGUGUGUGUGUAUGUAUGUGUCACAGGAGGUUGGUGACACCUUAAUUGGGGAGGACGGGCUCAUGGUAAUGGCUGGAGCGGAAUAGGUGGAAUGGUAUCAAAUACAUCAAACACAUGGUUUCCAUGUUGUUUGAUGCCAUUCCAUUUGCUCUGUUCCAAACGUUAUUAUGAGCCGUUCUCCCCUCAGCAGCCUCCACUGGUGUGUGUGUGUGGGUGUGUCUGGUGUGUGUGUGUGGGUGUGUGUAUGUCU